UUGCGAAGUGCUCCGAAAUGUAGUCAAUUGUGAGAGUGUAAAUAGAUUGUCAACAAACGUAAACAUAAACACGUGCGAAGAAGAUGUCUGACACCGAGGAUCAGCGUGUCUUUGUCUUCCCGGGAGACGAAGUGAAGGAAGCUGUGGAAGCCAGUGCAAAGCGAAAAGUCAUCAUUGGACCAGGACUUCGGGGGAAGCUGAAAGAGAACCUCAUCCUGGCGACGCGGGGCGGUGAAUUGUGUGCCAAGAGGAGCACUACCUUUCUGGUGAACAGCUUCCAGAAGCGCUACGUGGCUGCGAAGGGCGACACUGUGAUUGGCUAUGUCAUUGGCAAGUCGACGGACACAUUCCGGGUGGAUAUUGGCGGCAGCGAACCAGCCUCGCUGUCCUACUUGGCCUUCGAGGGGGCGACGAAGCGCAACAGACCCGAUGUUCACGUCGGUGACAUCCUGUUCGGGCGUCUCGUGGUGGCCAGUGGAGAUUUUGAGCCGGAACUCGUGUGCCUGGACUCGACGGGACUGAAAAAGGACAGAUUUGGCGUUCUGCCCACGGAUGGAUUUGUGUUUGAAUGCAGCAUAAAUCUCUGUCGGAAGAUGCUUGAUGAGAAAUUCCCGCUAACCAGGGCGCUGGCCAAGGAGUAUCGCUUUGAGCUGGCCGUGGGCAUCAAUGGGCGGAUUUGGGUGCGUGGACACAAUCUCAGGCAGACAAUUGGGCUGUGCCAUGCGAUUCUGGGCGUGGAGCACAUCCCAAGGACGCAACUGGAGGAUUACUGCAGGAAUAUUACAGGCGAAUUGGCGGGAUUUUGAGACACAAUUAAAGGUCCAACACUUUCAGUA
Phlebotomus argentipes is the source of this 836-nucleotide messenger RNA. It is a transcript of the gene Rrp40, whose product is annotated as exosome complex component RRP40. The coding region runs from base 84 to 806 and encodes 240 amino acids. Gene Ontology annotation, molecular function: RNA binding. Gene Ontology annotation, biological process: U4 snRNA 3'-end processing; TRAMP-dependent tRNA surveillance pathway; CUT catabolic process. The transcript is spliced from 2 exons. Gene Ontology annotation, cellular component: nuclear exosome (RNase complex); cytoplasmic exosome (RNase complex). The record is from RefSeq and is a predicted model, not a curated record. Lineage: Eukaryota; Metazoa; Arthropoda; Insecta; Diptera; Psychodidae.